Ceratitis capitata (Mediterranean fruit fly) is the source of this 2505-nucleotide messenger RNA. Its product is annotated as vegetative cell wall protein gp1. The transcript is spliced from 2 exons. The coding region runs from base 440 to 2317 and encodes 625 amino acids. Lineage: Eukaryota; Metazoa; Arthropoda; Insecta; Diptera; Tephritidae. The record is from RefSeq and is a predicted model, not a curated record.
UAAAGGUAGACUCACACAUAAACACGAGUUAGCUUAGCUGUGUAGGUACGUGUUCGACACGCUAUUGAUUUCAAAAUCCGGCUGGAAGCAUGAAACGUAACACUGUGUGGCUCGCUGGCAAUGCGUAUUAUAAGCAAAGUACCUGAAGAGUCGCAACUUCGUAUGAAUACUCGUAUCUCUUGUCUAACUGACGCAUGCAAUACGCGUGUGCAGCGCGCUCAACCACCCACCGACGACCACUUGCAUAUCCGCUUUAUAAAUACACCAACAUCGUAGGAAGUCGAAUUUAUUGUUAAACGAAGAGCAGACGCGUACGCGUCGUAGUUUGGAUUACGCAUUUUAUUUGACAUUAUUUUAUACGUGAGACUUUUGUGACGAAAUCGCUGUCCAUUUAAAUCAAGUGUUAUAUAAUCGCAUUGAAUUGCUUUAAUCGACAGCAAUGAAAGUGAAAUUAUUAAUAGCUUUAACACUAUUGGCGGCAAUCGCCUCUAGCAGCGCAGUGAAAGUUCGUCCUCUUGGUAGAUAUGGUCAGAAGCGUGCUGUAGAAAACGAUCAACAAAAGGAUACUCAAGUGUUUGAAAAGAAGACAGAAGAUGCAACAAUUGAAGAGAAAACUUCGUCAAAUUCAGCUACAGAAUUGCCCUCAGCUUCGCCAUCAUCAGCGUCCGUUGAGCUGCAGCGCAAAGAAGAUGUCGGCAAGGAUGUGCACAAACGUGGCAUCUACUACAAUGGUGGCUUAGGAUAUGGAGCUCAUGCUGCACAUGCCUCGUACUGGCCCAAAGCCUACGCUGCUCACUAUGGCUACAGUUUGAACUUGCCUGGCGCCACUGCAUUCUCAAAUAUAGAUGCGCACGCACACACACCCGCUUAUGCAAGCACACCUACCUUUAGUUCUGGCCCUGCUUACGCAGCACAUGCGCCCGCUUAUGUCGCUCAUGCGCAUGCUCCUACUUUCCUCAAAUAUCCAAGCGUUGGUGGUUACCAUAUAAAACAAUUUGCCGCUGGACACGCUGCAUUUCCUGUUGCCACUUACGGUGGUGGUUCGACCAUAGGUUUGGGUAACACUGCUAUUGGAUUUGGUGCUGCUGCUGUGCCAGCUUUAGCUCCUUCCGCCGUGCCCACAUUACCGCAUGCACAUGGGACUCCAUUUGCUCCAGUGGCAUCCGUUGCGCCCGCUGUGACUCCAAUUGCACCUGCUAUUGCUUCCGCUGCUCCUGCCACGCCAUUUGUGUUGCGUCCUGGUGGCGCGGUCGUAUCCUCUUAUAGCGUUAACUAUCCACGAUUCCAUCAAAAACCUAUUGUUGCUGUGCCGCAUGUGACACCCGUUCAGCCACUUGCUCACGUUCAUCCAGUGCAAUCAUUGCAACCGCUACAACCAGUGCAACCACUACAACCAGUGCAACCACUUCAGCCAUUACCCGCUCUAGCGCCGGUACAACCAGUGCAACCGGUUCACUCUGUUGUGCAAGUACAACACACGACUCAUCCCUUUACAUCUGUACAGCCGUUACAUCAUUAUCCUCAUUAUUUCCAGACGACUUUAGUGCAACCACAACGAAUCCCCGUUGCCGUGCCCGCUGCUCCCGUACCACCACUGCCUGCCAUUCCUGCCGUUCCGGUUACACCGAAUUUCCCUGCCGUACCAAGUUUUCCGUCACCGCCUGCCUUACCAGCAAUCCCAACGUUCCCCUCAGCGCCAGCGUUUCCAUCUAUACCUGCAGUGCCUGCGGUUCCUACCACACCUACAGUACCCACUACACCAACAGUAAGCAUACCGACGAUACGCCCGACUGCUUUCAACCCCAACCCGAUAUUCCCACUCGGUGUUCAACCGCCCACCACACGGCCUCAGCAAACACCCGCCUUCGUAAGUAUACCUGUGCAGCCGGAGGCGCAAUUUCCCCCACUUGUGCCAUUGCCCGGUUCGCAGCGACCAGAGGGUGGUAGUGCAGAGGCGGCACCACAAAUUCCUAAUAUACGGCCAAUAGCAGCACCACAGCCGGAGCCUGAGUUGCCAGCCGUUCAAGGUGCUGAAGAGCCUUGGAAGCCAAUACUCUCGUAUGGACCACCCAGCGUGAAUCGACCAGCGCUGACCUUAUUGCCACCCUAUGGUAGCUCGCCAGGAGAGGCUUACUUGCCACCAGUUGCUGGAGAGCAGCAACAGCAGCAACAACAAUAUCAGCAACAACAACAGCAAGCUGGUCUCUUCGAUAACCUCUCGGAUUCGGAGAUCGAACACAUUUUCGCGCAAGCUGCGAACUUAGCUGCGCAACAUACGCCGCAACAUCAUCACCACCGCACAUUCUCUCACUAUUAAGGCUAGAGAGUUAUGAGUAAAGCUUAUUUAGCAUUUAAUUUAUUUAAGUAUUGCAAAAGUCUAGCGCUGAAAUCCAAGGAUGCCCGGCUUUUCGAAAUUCUUUGGAGAAAAGUUGAAAGUGUGAGAUGGCGUUUAUUGCUCAGCGUGAGCCUUUAUUUUAAGUAGUCCUUAAGCUAAUCACUUAUUUA